GGGGGAAGCAGCACCUCCCGGCUCCUGCAGGGAAAACGGGGCAGUGCCUGGGCCUGGCAGCAGCCACCCCCUCAGGAAAAACCUCCACACACCCGCUUUUUCAAUGGAGCCCCCGGGGGCCAACGGUCGCGCCCUCCCUCAGGUGGCAGCCGCGGCAGGGCGAGAGGCGGCGGCUCUCCCUCCUCGCCGAGAAUGCAGAUGGUAAAUAUAUUUCGCCAUUUCAUGACAUUCCACUGUUUGCUGAAUCUAAAGAGGAUAAAGAGAUUCCAGCAAAGAGGUCAAAGACUGCUGGAACUGAGGUCCUGUUUAAUAUGAUUGUAGAAGUGCCUCGUUGGACAAAUGCAAAAAUGGAGAUUGCCACUGAGGAGCCGUUGAAUCCCAUUAAACAAGAUAUAAAGAAAGGCAAGCUUCGAUAUGUGGCAAAUAUCUUUCCUCACAAGGGUUAUAUAUGGAAUUAUGGUGCCCUCCCACAGACCUGGGAAGAUCCAAACCAUACAGAUAACAUUACAGGAUGCUGUGGGGAUAAUGAUCCUAUUGAUGUUUGUGAAAUAGGUUCAAAGAUUCGUUCUUCUGGUGAGAUUGUUCAGGUGAAGGUCUUGGGUGUUUUAGCUCUUGUUGAUGAAGGAGAGACAGAUUGGAAGAUAAUUGCAAUAAGCGUGGAUGACCCAGAAGCCCAGAAAAUCCAUGAUAUUGAUGAUGUCAAGAAGCACAAACCGGGUUAUCUUGAGGCUACAGUUGACUGGUUCCGACUAUAUAAAGUCCCUGAUGGUAAACCGGAAAAUCAGUUUGCUUUCAAUGGAGAAUUUAAAGACAAGGAUUUUGCUGUUGAAAUUAUUAAAUCCACCCAUGAAUACUGGAAAGCUUUGCUUCAUAAAAAAGCUGAUGGAGGUACUAUUAAGUGCACAAAUGUUCUUGUGAGUGGCAGCCCAUUUUGUUGCAGUGAGGAGAUUGCCCGAUCGAUUGUGCAGUCGGCACCAGUGCCUGUGAAUGGAGAUUGUGUUUCCCCAGAAGUUGAUUCCUGGCACUUUCUUCCCAAGUGAUCAUCAGUGUUCUGAAGCUGCUUCAUCACAUCUUAAAGUCAUCCCUUUUUUGAAGACAGGCAAAAUCACUAAUUGUUGGGUUCCUGUUGAAACAACUUUUUAACUUGUGUAAACCUUCUCUCGUGUAAAUAAACACUGACAAUAUAAAAUGAA
Athene cunicularia (burrowing owl) is the source of this 1193-nucleotide messenger RNA. RefSeq names its product pyrophosphatase (inorganic) 2 (gene PPA2). The record is from RefSeq and is a predicted model, not a curated record. Gene Ontology annotation, cellular component: cytoplasm; extracellular exosome. The transcript is spliced from 13 exons. NCBI's taxonomy places the organism in Eukaryota, Metazoa, Chordata, Aves, Strigiformes, Strigidae. Gene Ontology annotation, molecular function: inorganic diphosphate phosphatase activity; magnesium ion binding. Bases 312 to 1040 code for a protein of 242 amino acids. Gene Ontology annotation, biological process: phosphate-containing compound metabolic process.